Molecule: messenger RNA, 4546 nt
Organism: Harpegnathos saltator (Jerdon's jumping ant)
Lineage: Eukaryota; Metazoa; Arthropoda; Insecta; Hymenoptera; Formicidae
Product: dipeptidase 1
Exons: 12
Biological process (GO): proteolysis
Molecular function (GO): metallodipeptidase activity
Source: RefSeq, a predicted model, not a curated record
GGAGGAGUAGGAGGUGGCGGCGGCAGCGGAGGCGGCUACGGGAGCGGACCGCAGGAGCGCGUGCACCAGGCCCCGCGGCCGAGCCAGCCCGAUAAGUGUCCCUAUGAGACCUACCAGGCGCAGAUCCCGGACUGCUGCGCGGCCGCGGUGGCGGCGCAGGACCCGUACCCUCGGCCGCCCAGCGGCUACGACGGCAGGUGUUACGACGAGUGCCAUCGCAGGACGCCCUACCACGAGGAGCCCUACACUCAGGAUGUAUCCUCGACCUUCCACCGGCCCCAAUCUAGACUGGGCUACGAGGAGCGUCCUCAGUCCCGAGUGGGAUACGCGUCGGAUUCCAGGUGCGCCAGUGGCCUCGGCUACGACGACACCGGCGGGGGUUACCUGGAGCAGAGCGACCCGAGGAUGUAUUGCACCGGCGGCUAUUGCAUGGGGGACACGAUGAUGGCGACGAGCAGAGGCGUGUGCGGCGAGGAGGUCGAGAUGGACAUGCGGAGGCACAUUCAGGCCUGCGCCUGCACAUGCAACCACAUGGGCUAUGGGAAUUACAUGGACUAUCAGACCACGUGCCUAACAGAACUGCCAGACGUGGCGCCGUGCAACGGCACCGUGCGACUACCGCCGCCGUGCGAGGACUCGCCUAGCAGCGGCAGCAGCAAGGAUCGCAGAGACGAGAGUCCUCGCAGGAGGUGUCGACUGUUGGCGCCUGUCUUGCUCCUAGUAGCCGCCCUGCUUCUUGGAGGCCUCUGUCUGCCGUUGCUUCUUCAAUCCGCGCCUGCCACGCACCAGCAGAGGCUGGACGUGAUCAGGAGGAUCCUCACUGAAGUGCCUCUGAUCGACGGGCACAACGAUUUGCCCUGGAACGUCAGAAAGUUCGUACACAAUCAACUUGGCGAGGUGAACCUGAGCAGCGACCUCGGCAGGGUCGACCCUUGGGCCAGAUCAGACUGGAGUCACACGGACAUCCCUAGAUUACGCGCUGGUCUCGUCGGUGCACAGUUUUGGUCCGCCUACGUUCCUUGCGGCGCCGCUCAGUUAAACGCAGUUCAACUCUCGCUGGAACAAAUCGACGUGAUUCGUCGACUCGCCGAAAUGAAUGCUCAACACUUAACCCUGGUUACCUCCGUCAAAGGUCUCAUCGAGGCGCAUAGAGAAGGUAAAAUCGCGAGUCUAAUCGGAGUGGAGGGCGGUCACUCCCUAGGAAAUUCUCUGGGUGUCCUCAGAACGUUUUAUGGCCUGGGAGCGCGAUAUCUCACCCUGACACACGCGUGCGACACCUCCUGGGCAGUCUGUUCUGUUGGCGAGACGAACAACACUCAGGACUCGACGCCGGGCCUCAGCGAAUUUGGAAAAGCAGUCGUCAGGGAAUUGAACAGGCUGGGCAUGUUGGUCGACCUCUCGCAUGUCUCGACGAGAACGAUGAGGGCGGCCCUGCAGACGACGAGGGCGCCGGUGAUUUUCUCGCACAGCGCUGCCAGAGCGCUCUGCAACUCCACCAGAAACGUGCCGGACGAUGUGCUCAGAAAUCUGGCUAAGAAUGGCGGAGUGGCGAUGGUCCCUUUUUAUACCUACUUCAUAACGUGCAACAGCACCGCUACCAUAAAAGACGUUAUUGCACACAUCAAUCACAUUCGAAAGGUGGCGGGGAUCGAUCACGUCGGGAUCGGAGCGGGUUUCGACGGAAUAAAUUUCACCCCCACCGGCUUGGAGGAUGUCUCGAGAUACCCGCAACUAUUGGCUACCCUAUUGGAAGAUCCUUCCUGGACGGAGGAGGACAUCAAGAAAUUGGCCGGCCUUAACUUGCUGAGGGUAUUCGCGAAAGUCGAGCAGGUACGCGACGAGUGGCACAGAGCAGCGGUGCUGCCCGUGGAGAAGAUCAGUCCGCCGGAUAACUCGGCCUGCGUCUACGGGGCGUCCUGAUCCUCUUUGAGGACACUCACGCCGGGAUUUCUCGACUUUGCGCGAUCGUCGAAGAUCCUGCGGGUGCCGCGGUAUUACGGCAGCCAGUGAGCACGCGUGGCCCGAAUCACCAAAGGAUCUUUCCGGGAGAACAAGAAAGAAAGGGAGAAAACGGCUCCACACAUCGGACAUCGCAAUCGGGCAACGGCCGAGCGAAACUCACACCGAAAGAAACUGCCGACUACUUCAGGGACUCCGUCGCGCCUUAACAAGUGACGAAGAUUUAGCGCGGGAAUGCGACCGGUCCUUCGAAAUUAAUGGCGUCGAGGAUCCUUCGGAGACACCUUUGGGACGAGUCGCUUGGAAGAAUCUCAAGACCAACACCCCGCGCUCGCGACCAUAAAUCGCGGUCACGAUCAAGAUGUUACGUUUGAGAGAUAAUUACCCGCCCGCUGUAUGAGAGCGCGCGCCGCUUCAUUUCGUAAUAUCGGCCAUGAAUUUAGCAGUCUCACAAUAUUAACGAAAGAUUAAUGACUGUUCCCUCAGCUCUUUCCACGCUUGCGAAUUAUUCGGCAUGAUUUUGCGAUCGUUUGUCAGGCGUUUCCGUCCAGACUUUAAACUUUACUUCGCGCAUCCGGACACACGUGUGAGCAUUAUUUCGGGUUACAAACGAUACAUUGAGGCGUAAGAUAUGCUUCGGACUCGCCAAGCUGUACGCUAUACAACUUGUGUAAUGUGAGCGAUAAUCGCGAGACACGAAAGUUCAGCGAUAUACAAGCCGCGCGUAAUUCCCGCUUUGAGACGCAAUUAUUCAACCAGCCGUAUUAAUCCACGAAAGUGCAUUACGUCCUCAGCUUGUUGUCCAACUUAUUUCGCUGAUCGCAAAGACCGGAUCGGAAGGAUCCUCGAGAGAGCCUCCUCUCUCGAAAGAGGUGAAGAGACUCAUAAACUGCUAGCGCACAUUUAGUACCAACUAUGGCCGCCUGAUUCUCAUAUCACGUUCUUACAUCGACGUAAUCUUCGUGUUAGACUAAUCAAAUCCGGAAGCGGGCAGCCACGCUUAGCGUUAAAUGUGCAGGAAUUGUACGGACAGAUUGUACGAGCGUACGACCGUACGAGAUCAAUCCUAUGAAACCUGUGACGUGUGUUCGAGACAAAGGGCCGAAACGCACGCUCGAAAAUGCAGGACUAUUGUCACAUCUCAGGCGUUACGCGAUUAAAUCGUUCUUUAUAUUUUCGACCAGUGAGGAAAGGAAGAACGUGAUCACGAUGUCAGUGUCAUACACCAGCCGAACAGAUAAAUUGUACUUUUUAUAAUUUUUAGACGAAUUAACGAUAGCACCGUGCAUCACAAUGAUCCCGGAUCCCGAGAAACGUUUGGAUUCAUUCCCACGUCAGACGAGAAAUUGCAAUUCUACACAUUGCGUGAAAGAUUGACAGACGUUUGUAUGUUUGCCUGCGUUCCUCGUCGAAGCAACUUAUUAUCUCUGACCGCGCUCACGCGUAAGGUACUUCCUCUUUUCGAACGCGGAGUCAUAUCUCUGGAAAAAACCUUUCGGUGGAGCUCGCACUUUUUCAUUUUUCGGUGUCGAUCUGCUCGCGGAUACUCGUAAGAGCGAGGUAUACAGAGUUUUUCUCAACUGUUCGACAAACUUAUGGCUAUGAAUUCUUUCAUUGUUUCGUGGCUGAAUUCCUCCAAGCGAAAAUAUCAUCGAAUAUCAAAUUCGUUUAUACUUUCGUAAUCUUCCCGCAACAUUAAAUGUGACGUAACUUUUAGUGACUCGUUUAUACCCUUCAAAGAUAACAUACGGAAGAUUGUUCAUAUCUCAUAACCACAAUAGGAAGGUUAUUAAUAUUUCGACAAUAUAUACACUUAAGAAAGAAUGAUUCCGUACUCUUCAAUGAAUCCGCAGCGGUGUUUGUCAGCGUAGUUUUGAAACGCCCUGUAUAUAAACGUCGAGUCGGAUAAGUGCGCUUAUGAUGUGUGAGUUUAAAGAAGUCACUAAUAAGAAGAUUGAGAGAGAAACAGUGCUAGAAAGAUGCGAAAUUUCUGGUACGACUUGCUGAUGCCUCGAAAAUAGCUCCCACAUGUCAAUAAAUAGAACAGAAGGCAAAUCUCGCUUUAUGACUAGCUUCUGUAAUCGUUACCAACGCAACGAAUCGAUCUUGUCUUUCGAAUAUCGACGCUACUUCCUAUGACAGACAAACAGAAAAACAAGAAAAAAGGAAAAAAUAAAAUAAAAUAUAAAAGAAAGGAUUAACAUCGUUUCGCACAAUAUGCACGCUUCUGAUAGAUAAACACUUUGCGCUUUCGACUGAAUCCGAUUGUUGAAGAAUAUCGGCCAUUCCUUGGAAAUCAACUCGACACGCGGCGUUUGCAGCGCGCAUGCAAAUUGUCCGCUGCCGCUGGAUUACGUUCUUCACGCGUGUGCAUGCGUAACGCGCGCGUACGAGUCGACUCGUUGCCGAUGUUGAAACACUGCCAACAACAAGCCACGCUUACGCAUACCUGCUGGACUCUCUACGAAGAUCUUGGCUCACACACCUGCGACACCCGCGCGUUCAUACGGAAAAAAGAAAAAAAAAAAAAAGAAUGUUAGCAGAGAAUCUAAGCAACAAAUCUCCCAUUGAUAAACCGACGAUUGUG